AUGAAACUUCUUAGAGUAUUGGAUUUGGGACAUAUUAGUUUAGGUUUUACUUUUCCGAAUGAAUUAUGCUUGCUCGUUAGGCUGAGGUACUUGGCAGUUCUAGGUAGGAUGAACAUCAUCCCAUCCUCACUAGCUAACCUCCUAGAUUUGGAAACUUUUAUUGUGACAACAUAUUAUUCAGGUGGUGGCCUUUCUUUAUUGCAAGAUGCUUUCUGGAAUAUGCAGAAAUUGAGGCAUCUUCAUGUACGUGGUGCUCUGAUUGAUCUUAGUUUGGCCAAUGACAACCCUGAAUCCUCGUCUGUCUUGUAUAACUUAGACACCUUUUCUACUCCAAAGCUUUACGUAGGGCAAAGCUUGGAUGCGAUGAUAAGAAAGUUUCCAAAUAUCCGCGAACUGAAAUGCUGUCUCCUAGAAUCAGAGGAAUCUACUAGUGACAGCAUCAAGAUUGUGGCAAUGGACUCUCUCAGGCAACUUGAAUCACUAAAGCUGCUUCUUAGUCAGGUGAGUCCACAUCAUAUUGAACUUCUUCUCCCCUCAAAUCUUAGACGGUUGACCCUGGUGGACUUUUCUUGGAGUCUACUUUCCUCCGUUGGACAGCUAUCCAAUCUUGAGGUUCUCAAAUUAAUCGGACAAUCUGAUGGUGAUGGGGUUAAGGAAUGGGACAUGGAAGAAGGACUCUUCCCCAAUCUCAAAGUCUUGAUGUUGAAAUCCUUGAAUAUAGUCUGCUGGAAGGGCUCGGAAGAUAAUUUUCCCUGUCUUGAGAAAUUAGUUUUGGAAGAUUGUGUGGAAUUAGAAGAGCUCCCUUCCUGUUUAUGGGAAACAUUAACUCUUCAAUUGAUCGAGGUGCAUGGAUGUCUAUACUCUACUGGAGAUUUAGCUCGAGAUAUCAUGGAAAAACAGAUGGACUAUGGAAAUGAGGAUCUGAAAAUCUGCAUCUCAGGGGAAAUUGAGGAUACUUCUUCAUGGUCCGAUUGA
Molecule: messenger RNA, 975 nt
Organism: Coffea arabica (coffee)
Lineage: Eukaryota; Viridiplantae; Streptophyta; Magnoliopsida; Gentianales; Rubiaceae
Source: RefSeq, a predicted model, not a curated record